AGGGCAGACCCAGACCGCGAGCCCGUUUGCUCAGAGAGAGGUUUAUCCUCGAUUCGCCUCCCCUAACCAGUACACCAAAAAAGAAAGAGAGAGAAAGAGAGAUUAUAAAAUAGAGCUAGAGAGAGAAACCAAAUACUCUCUGCAUAAAACAUCGUGCUUCAAUAUUUGUAUUUGGCUUUCCAAUUUUCAAUUCAAUCAACCAUUCAAUCCCAAUUUCGUUUCACCACCAAAAUCUGAGACUAUAACACAUUAGGGAUUCAUCACACCACUCUCAGUCUCCCAUGCGUUAGGAUAACCCAGGUGAUAGAUAUUUCAAGCGUUUGGACCUGUAAGGUGUCGUUUUGUAUGAGAUAUAGGGUUUCGUAUUUGAUGGAUGAGAUCUGGGAGAGGGCUGUCGAAACGGCGUUAGACGGCGAGAAGGACCACGCCUCCGCUCGAACCCUAACCCUAGACGGCGCCGUUAAGUGCGUCCAGGGACGGUUACCCCCUCCGAGCCUUCUCGAAAGGUUCCAGAACCUUCAGCACCUGUCGAUUGCAAACGUCGGCGUUUCCUCUCUGGAGCAGUUUCCGCGGCUCCGGAAUCUUCAGAAGUUGAACCUCUCCGACAACCGUAUCGCCGGCGGGCUCGAGUUUUUGGUCCAAGCUGGUCUCGAUUCACUUCGAGACCUCGAUCUCUCCAACAAUCGGAUUCAGUACAUUGAGGAUCUCGCGCCACUCGCGCAGGUGAAGCUGGUUUCGCUGGAUCUGUAUGAGUGUCCCGUGACGCGCGUUAAGGAUUAUCGAUCUAGGGUUUUCGGGUUGAUUAAGUCGCUUAAGUACUUGGAUAAGAUGGAUGCUGAGGAGAACGAGAGGCCCGAGUCUGAUGAUGAGGAAGAGGAAGAUGAGGAGGAGGAAGAGGAUGAUGAUCCUGGGAGUGGAGAGAUUGAUGGAGAAGAGGAUCGACCUUUUGGAAUGAACAAUGGACACAGUGAAGGUGUUGAUGGUGUUGUUGAUGCUGACGAGGAAGAAGAGAGUGAUGCGGAUGAAGAGGAGACGGAGACUUCUAGGCGAAGGGUGAAUGGGGAUAGUCAUCAGGAGAAUGGAUUUCGUGUUGCUCCAGUAGUGGGGGAUGAUGUGGAGGAGGAGGAUGAUGAUGAUGAUUCCGGGGAGGAGAUUGAUGAGGAGGAGGGUGAUGAUGAUGAUGUGGUUGAGGUUCAUGAGAUUGAAGAUAGUGAUGAUGAGGAGGAUGGAGUGGAGUAUGAUGAGGAUGAUGAUGAUGAAGAUGAUGAGGAGGAGGAAGAAGUGGAUAAUGAUGAGGGGGAUCUUGCGGAGCCGGAGAGUACUGGACGGUUGACGAGCACGGAGGGUGAGAUUGAUGGUCAUGAACAGGGGGAGGAGGAUGGAGAUGAUGAUGAUAAUGGGGAGACUGGUGAGGAUGAGAUGGGGGUAGAAGAUGAUGGAGAGUUUGAAGAUGAUGAUGAAGAAGAAGAAGACUAUGGUGCUGGAUAUCUUGUUCAGCCUGUUGGGCAGUCUGAUGCUCUCAAUGCUGGAGGUGCUGAUGUUGAUGGUGGGAAUGAUGAUGGUGAAGAGGAGGAGGAAGUUGAUGAUGAUGAUGAUGAUGAUGUUCAGGUGUUGCCUCCUGACUCUUCACACCGCAAGAGGAAGAGGGAUGACGAUGAUGAUGAAGACGAAGAAGACAAUGAAGAUGACGACGAUGUUGUAGCUUUCACAAAGUCACCCAAGAAGCAUCAUUGACGCACCAUUCUAAUAUCUCGUGUUCUUGUUCUGUUGAUGGCUUCCAAGUAUUGGAAGCAGGGACACCUCAGUUUAGAUAGAACGAUGGUUAGCUUUUAGGAAUAUUUAGCUCUCAUGGACAGAGGACAUAUUAAUGAAAAAAAAAUUGUAUGAUGGGUGGAAAUAUGUUUAGUUCAAAAAGUCGUUAGUGUUUUUUCCCUCUUGCCUUUCACAUAGCCGUUACUCUCUUAAAUAUUCAAAUGGCAGUUAUCAGAGGUUUACCGCUCUUGUGCUCGAUGCAGUUGUUGUUGGCUUGUAAAGGAACUGGCCUGUGCCUAGAGGGAAAGGGUGGGAACCUUUUAAUUUUUUCUUUUUUCAAAUCUCUAGUUUAUUGGAGCACUUUUUUGGUGGGAGAAAAAGGAGAAGCUUGUAAAAACACCUGUAGAUAGUUCUUAUGAAAAUGAUUCCGAUCAAUCAAAUUUGGUACCUGUUGUGUAAUGACGUGUCUAUUUCAUAAAUUAUUGCCUUUGUUACGUGGAAUUAUUCCAGUUUCUGCCUUAAAUUUAUUGAUCUUGAU
Messenger RNA from Abrus precatorius (Indian licorice), 2290 nucleotides. Its product is annotated as acidic leucine-rich nuclear phosphoprotein 32-related protein. Gene Ontology annotation, molecular function: histone binding. Gene Ontology annotation, cellular component: nucleus. The record is from RefSeq and is a predicted model, not a curated record. The transcript is spliced from 2 exons. Lineage: Eukaryota; Viridiplantae; Streptophyta; Magnoliopsida; Fabales; Fabaceae. The coding region runs from base 346 to 1734 and encodes 462 amino acids.